This is a messenger RNA of Ochotona curzoniae (black-lipped pika), 2720 nucleotides long. It is a transcript of the gene ABCD4, whose product is annotated as ATP binding cassette subfamily D member 4. Gene Ontology annotation, cellular component: peroxisomal membrane. Gene Ontology annotation, biological process: peroxisome organization; long-chain fatty acid import into peroxisome; fatty acid beta-oxidation. Lineage: Eukaryota; Metazoa; Chordata; Mammalia; Lagomorpha; Ochotonidae. Bases 66 to 1886 code for a protein of 606 amino acids. The transcript has 19 exons. The record is from RefSeq and is a predicted model, not a curated record. Gene Ontology annotation, molecular function: long-chain fatty acid transmembrane transporter activity; ATP hydrolysis activity; ATP binding.
GCUCGGACUCUGCCCGGACCCGAACCGGGGCGGCGGCUUCUCUCUCGGCUGCAGCAGUCGGGGUCAUGGCGGCCCCCCGGUCCGCUCCCAGGGUAGGCGCCAGGCCCAGAUUAGACCUGAGGUUCCUCCAGCGAUUCCUGAAGAUCCAGGAGGUUCUGUUUCCCUCGUGGUCGUCACAGAACGUCUUGAUGUUCGUCACCCUCCUCAUGGUGGCUCUCCUGGAACAACUGGUGAUCUACCGGGUGGGCCUGAUCCCCAGUCAGUACUAUGGGGUCCUGGGAAACAAAGACCUGGAUGGGUUCAAGGCCCUGACGUUCCUGGCCGUGGUGCUCAUCGUGGUCAACUCCACGCUGAAGAGCCUUGACCAGUUCACCUGCAACCUGCUGUAUGUGAGCUGGAGGAGGGACCUCACCGAGCACCUGCACCGCCUCUACUUCCAGGGCCGCGUGUACUACACCCUGAACGUGCUGCGGGACGACAUCGAUAACCCGGACCAGCGCAUCAGCCAGGAUGUGGAGCGAUUCUGCCGGCAGCUCAGCAGCAUGGCCAGCCAGCUCAUCAUCUCCCCCUUCACACUCAUCUACUACACCUACCAGUGCUUCCGGAGCACAGGGUGGCUUGGGCCCGUGAGCAUCUUCGGCUAUUUCAUCCUGGGAACCAUGGUGAACAAAACACUGAUGGGGCCUAUUGUGACGAAGCUGGUGCAGCAAGAGAAGCUGGAGGGGGAUUUCCGGUUCAAACACAUGCAGAUUCGGGUGAAUGCUGAGGCUGCUGCUUUCUACCGAGCUGGACAGGUGGAGCACAUGAGGACCGACCGCCGGUUGCAGAGGCUGCUGCAGACCCAGAGGGAGCUGAUGGCCAAGGAGCUCUGGCUAUACAUUGGUGUCAACACCUUCGACUACCUGGGCAGCAUCUUGAGUUAUGUGGUCAUUGCAAUCCCCAUCUUCAGUGGGGUCUUCGGAGACUUGACCCCAACAGAGCUCAGUGCGCUGGUCAGCAAGAACGCCUUCGUGUGCAUCUACCUCAUCAGCUGCUUCACCCGGCUCAUCGACCUGUCCACCACGCUCUCUGACGUGGCUGGGUACACACACAGGAUUGGGGAACUUCAGGAGACCCUGCUGGACAUGUCCUCCAAAUCGCAGGACUGUGAUACUUUGGGCAACAGUGAGUGGGACUUAGACAAGGUCCCAGGGUGGCCAGCAGCAGAGCCCGCUGACGCAGCCUUCCUCCUGGACCGGGCCUGCAUCUCAGCCCCCUCCUCGGACAAGCCACUCAUCAAGGACCUGAGCUUGAAGGUCUGCGAGGGCCAGAGCCUGCUCAUCACAGGCAACACGGGCACGGGCAAGACCUCCCUGCUGCGGGUGCUGGGCGGCCUGUGGACCAGCACACGGGGCUCUGUACAGAUGCUCACAGACUUCGGGCCCCAUGGGGUGCUGUUCCUGCCACAGAAACCCUUCUUCACUGACGGGACCCUCCGUGAGCAGGUGAUUUACCCCCUAAAGGAGAUCUACCCAGACUCAGGUUCUACUGACGAUGAGAGGAUCAUGAGGUUUUUGGACUUGGCGGGCCUGUCCAGCUUGGUGACCAGGACAGAGGGUCUCGACCAGCAGGUGGAUUGGAACUGGUACGACGUCCUGUCCCCAGGGGAGAUGCAGAGGCUGUCCUUCACCCGGCUUUUCUACCUGCAGCCCAAGUAUGCAGUGCUUGAUGAAGCCACCAGCGCACUGACCGAGGAGGUGGAGGCUGAGCUGUACCGCAUUGGCCAGCAGCUGGGCAUGACCUUCAUCAGUGUGGGGCAUCGGCGCAGCCUAGAGAAGUUUCACUCUUUGGUUCUGAAACUCUGUGGAGAAGGAAGAUGGGAGCUGAGCAGACUUAAGGGGGAGUGAGAUUGAACAUGUGAAUGGCCACCAGCAGAACCGCCAGGCCCCUGGGGAGGGCGGUCUGCAGCACCUGGAGCAAGUGUGACCGCUGACGGGGCCCAGCAGAGCCCAGGUGUGCCUCAGGUGCCCUGGUAGUGGUGGUCCCAACCCUGUGCCGGCCCCCCCCCAUGGGCCAGGGCCUGGGUUACGCUUGAAGUGCUACAAAUUGCUUCGGAUCGUAUGUACUGGGGGAAAAUUGGGAUGGGUGAGAUCGCUGAGAAAUGAAGGGUUAGGGAGGAAAGAGAGUCAGCCCUGGAGUCCAGAGAUCCAGCUCAAUUUUAUGAUAGUAGAUUUUUAACUGCAAUCAACUGACCAUGUAAAUGUUAUAACUUUUUAAAAAAAUAAAUGGCUCAAAAGUAAAGGAAUAUUUUGGGAGCUCUUUUCCCGGACUUUGUAUUGGAAGGGUGGUGUGAACAGCUUUCCCUGAGCUGAGCCUGGAGGCAGGAAUGCAUGCUCGUCUUAUGCCUGGGGCUUUUUACUCCACCUUUUACUUUCUGGCAGUGAAGUUAGUACCAGCCAGGAGGACCUCAAGGGCCCUCUUCCUUAUCUUAAUCCAAAUGAAAAACAAAUCUUUCUCUUAUCAGCUCCAGGUCAAAUUAGGAGUUCUCACAAAGAACCCACUUUAUGGAAAAACAAUAACCAGAUAAAACCCAGAAUGCCCAGCUGGUGAGGGUAAAGUUAUUGACCUCUAGAACAGUGUUCCCUAAAUUACUAUCUGUACUUCUUAUAAACAACAAAGCUGGACUGGCAGGAUGGCUCAAUGGCUAAAUCUUCACCUUGCAAGCUCCAGGAUCCUGUGUG